AUGUCUCUGCAUGAGCGCACAUCUGGCAUACGGCCGUCAGCUGCACCCCCUCAGAACCAAUGGGCAGCAGAGAAAAGCAGUGGGAAUGAAGAGCUGCCUGUAUCGAGCUCACAGCGGCAAUUUGACAGGGGAACAACAUUCCUUCGAGUGGGCAGCGGAGACAUUGCAGAGCUGCAUGAACGCCUAAGCUCGUCCCGUGGGUCAGGCACCAGCACUGACGGGGGGGAGGGGCCGGGGCCGAGCAGCCCGGUCAGAGGGGAGCAGAAUUCUAUUGUGGCAUUUCUGAGGAGCAAAGAGGGUGCGCUGGGCCUGCUGAGCAUGGCGCUGCUCAUCUUCCAGGGCACUGCGCUGUCCCUGACUCUGCGCUUCUCCAGGACAAGGGGAGGAACUCAGUACCUGGCGUCGGCGGCGGUGGUGUGGACGGAGCUCAUAAAGCUGCUGGUGUGCAUGGUGGCGCAAAUGGUGGAGUGCGGGCGCACGGCGGGGCAGCGCGGCCUGGCCUUCCGGGCCGAGGUGGUGCAUCAGGCCGAGGAGAUCCUCGGCCGCUCCUGGCCCAUGCUCGUGCCCGCCGCCCUCUUCGUUCUGGUGAUAGUGGCGGCAAGCCACCUGGACGCCGUGACGUUCCAGAUCUGCUCGCAGUCCUUCAAGAUCAUGCCAACGGCGCUGUUUGCGGUGUGGCUGCUGGGCCAGUAUCUGGCGCCGCUGCAGUGGGCCUCGCUGCCCGUUCUGGCCGUCGGCGUGGUCUUUGUCACAAUGAAUGGUUCCACGCCGGCCGGCGGCGGCAGCUUUGAGGGCGAGAGCGACCUUGUACUGGGCCUUGCCGCCUCGGCCCUGUCUGGCCUGUCCUCUGCCUAUGCCGGGGUGUAUUUUGAGAAGUAUGUGAAGGGGAAGCAGGGGCAGACGCUGUGGAUCCGGAACCUGCAGCUGUCCUUGUAUGGCGUGUGCCUGUCGCUGGCAUACACCUACCUGAAGGACGGCCGAUCUGUGGCCAAUGGUGGACUUAUGCAGGGCUUUGACGGAAUUGUAUGGGGAGUUGUGGCACUCCAGGUGUUUGGGGGCUUGAUUGUGGGCAUGGUGGUAAAGUAUGCUGACAACAUCCUGAAGAAUUUUGCGAAUGCGCUGUCCGUGAUAUUCACGGUGAUCGGGGCCAUCCCGCUGUUCAGCCAGUACCCCAGCGGCUGGUUCAUUGUGGGCGUGGCAGCCGUGAUGCUCUCAGUCUUCAUGUAUGGCAAAUCCACACCGCAGGGGUAUGAGACAUUUGAGGCGUGCUUCAAGACGCUGGCGGGGCGCAAUCUGCUGCCGAGCACGAUGGAGGACACGGCGGGCAUCAUGCGCUGGCUGUCGCCGCUGCGCCGCCGCCCCGACAGCGCCUCCGACAUGAACAGCCGCGGCCGCUGCAGCGCCCGGGGCACCGCCACGCGCGUCAUUCUCAUCGCAUCCUCCAUUGCGAUUCUGAUCGCCAUGAUCGCUCUCACGCACCACCCCCGCACCCAGGCGCGCCCCUGA
This is a messenger RNA of Coccomyxa subellipsoidea C-169, 1506 nucleotides long. RefSeq lists its product as hypothetical. Gene Ontology annotation, molecular function: UDP-galactose transmembrane transporter activity. The record is from RefSeq and is a predicted model, not a curated record. Lineage: Eukaryota; Viridiplantae; Chlorophyta; Trebouxiophyceae; Coccomyxaceae. Gene Ontology annotation, biological process: pyrimidine nucleotide-sugar transmembrane transport. Gene Ontology annotation, cellular component: Golgi membrane. The transcript has 8 exons. Bases 1 to 1506 code for a protein of 501 amino acids.